Messenger RNA from Canis lupus familiaris (dog), 1930 nucleotides. RefSeq names its product GNAS complex locus (gene GNAS). The record is from RefSeq and is marked provisional. Gene Ontology annotation, molecular function: mu-type opioid receptor binding; GTP binding; insulin-like growth factor receptor binding. Gene Ontology annotation, cellular component: heterotrimeric G-protein complex. Gene Ontology annotation, biological process: sensory perception of chemical stimulus; adenylate cyclase-activating dopamine receptor signaling pathway. Lineage: Eukaryota; Metazoa; Chordata; Mammalia; Carnivora; Canidae.
GGCAAUAAGAGCGGCGGCGGCGGCAGCGGCGGCAGCAGCUCCCGCAGCUCCUGCUCUGGUCCGCCUCGGCCCGGCGGCGGCCAUCAGCCCCCCUCGGCCUCGGCUCGAGGGGCGGGGAGCUUCGCGCUCCCCUCGGUCCGACCGCCAACCUCCCUUCCCCGCGCGCCCCGCGGCCCGCAGUCCGCCCCGCGCGCUCCUCCCCGAGGAGCCGAGCCCGCGCCCGGCCCGCCCGCCCGGCGCUGCCCCGGCCCUCCCGGCCCUCCCGGCCCUCCCGGCCCGCGUGAGGCCGCCCGCGCCCGGCCCCGCCGCCGCCGCCGCCGCAGCCCGGCCGCGCCCCGCGCCCCGCCGCCGCCGCCAUGGGCUGCCUCGGAAACAGUAAGACCGAGGACCAGCGCAACGAGGAGAAGGCGCAGCGCGAGGCCAACAAAAAGAUCGAGAAGCAGCUGCAGAAGGACAAGCAGGUCUACCGGGCCACGCACCGCCUGCUGCUGCUGGGUGCCGGAGAAUCUGGUAAAAGCACCAUUGUGAAGCAGAUGAGGAUCCUGCAUGUUAAUGGGUUUAAUGGAGAGGGCGGCGAAGAGGACCCGCAAGCUGCAAGGAGCAACAGCGAUGGUGAGAAGGCAACCAAAGUUCAGGACAUCAAAAACAACCUGAAAGAGGCGAUCGAAACCAUCGUGGCCGCCAUGAGCAACCUGGUGCCCCCCGUGGAGCUGGCCAACCCUGAGAACCAGUUCAGAGUGGACUACAUUCUGAGCGUGAUGAACGUGCCUGACUUUGACUUCCCUCCUGAGUUCUAUGAGCAUGCCAAGGCUCUGUGGGAGGAUGAAGGAGUGCGUGCCUGCUAUGAGCGCUCCAACGAGUACCAGCUGAUUGACUGCGCCCAGUACUUCCUGGACAAGAUUGAUGUCAUCAAGCAGGCUGACUACGUGCCCAGUGAUCAGGAUCUGCUUCGCUGCCGUGUCCUGACUUCUGGAAUCUUUGAGACCAAGUUCCAGGUGGACAAAGUCAACUUCCACAUGUUUGACGUGGGUGGCCAGCGCGAUGAACGCCGCAAAUGGAUCCAAUGCUUCAAUGAUGUGACUGCCAUCAUCUUCGUGGUGGCCAGCAGCAGCUACAACAUGGUCAUUCGGGAGGACAACCAGACCAACCGCCUGCAGGAGGCUCUGAACCUCUUCAAGAGCAUCUGGAACAACAGAUGGCUGCGCACCAUCUCUGUGAUUCUGUUCCUCAACAAGCAAGACCUGCUCGCUGAGAAAGUCCUUGCUGGAAAAUCGAAGAUUGAGGACUACUUUCCAGAAUUUGCUCGCUACACUACUCCUGAGGAUGCUACUCCCGAGCCCGGAGAGGACCCACGCGUGACCCGGGCCAAGUACUUCAUCCGCGACGAAUUUCUGAGAAUCAGCACUGCUAGUGGAGAUGGGCGCCACUACUGCUACCCCCACUUCACUUGCGCUGUGGACACCGAGAACAUUCGCCGUGUGUUCAACGACUGCCGUGACAUCAUUCAGCGCAUGCACCUUCGUCAGUAUGAGCUGCUCUAAGAAGGGAACACCCAAAUUUAAUUAAAGCCUUAAGCACAAUUAAUUAAGAGUGAAACGUAAUUGUACACGCAGUUGAUCACCCACCAUAGGGCAUGAUUAACAACGCAACCUUUCCUUUUCUCCCCAAGUGAUUUUGCGAAACCCCCUUUUCUUCCCUUCCGCUUGCUUAAAUAUUCCAAAUUUAGAAGGCUUAAGGCGGCCUACAGAGAAAAAGAAAAGGAAAAAGGCCACAAAAGUUCCCUCUCUCUUUCAGUAAUUAAAAUAACAGCAGCAAACAGAGAUAAUGAAAUAAAAGAAAUAAAUGAAAUAAAAGAAAUAAAUGAAAUAAAUGAAAUAAAUAUUGUCUUGUGCAGCAUUAAAAAAAUCAAAAUAAAAAUUAAAUGUGAGCA